Molecule: messenger RNA, 1103 nt
Organism: Gigantopelta aegis
Lineage: Eukaryota; Metazoa; Mollusca; Gastropoda; Neomphalida; Peltospiridae
Exons: 3
Coding region: 160-843 (227 amino acids)
Source: RefSeq, a predicted model, not a curated record
AUAGCCCUGGUAAAAGAAGAUGAUGCCACUAACUGGUCUUGUAAAAUAGACUAUUCAGAUAUUGCGAUACCCCCCAGUAAGAGACUCAGAAUACCCGAUCUAUCGGUCGACAUUAUCGUGGCAUUCACCGACAUAUUUCUGGGUCUGGGCUUUCAUAUAAUGUGUGCGAUUACCGACGCCGAUGGUUUUGGUAUUAUAGCGAGUAAAGUGAAGUUCAUUAAAGUAGUCAGCAUCGGCGCUGAAGAGCCCGUCUUUAUGCUGCAGAACGGCUCGAAAUGUUCAGAACAUAAUAAAAUUCCAGGCUAUACAGCCAAAUGCGGGAAAGGGACGCACGACGUCAACACGGAUGAUAAGAUCUACAUCUUGCGGAUAGCCCAGGUAAAGGAAGAUGAUGCCACUGACUGGUCUUGUAAAAUAGACUAUCCACAUAUUGCGAAAUCCCGCAGUAAGAGAUUCAGAAUAGCCGCUGUCAACUUGACCAUGUCAGCGAAAUCCAAAGAGACUGUGAUGAAUAUGUCAUUUACUCUGACUUGUAAGCUGGAACUCCCUACUCCUGGUGUUGUUAGAGGUACAAUUCAGAUUUUGAGGGACACCCAAAUCUUCGCUAAACUGUUGCAAGAAGGCCCGAAUUGCAGAGUAAUCACCGGAAAUUCUAAGGAGUAUAACUACAAGUGUGGGAAUGGAACGAAGCAAUACCAGUCACGUGUUAAAAUCUACAUUAUGGAGUUCGUACGUCUAGCACCCCGCGAUAAAGCGGACUGGCUUUGUCGUAUAGAAAAUGGUGACAAAAGCAACAUAUUUUCUAUGUCGGAAUUUAGUAAGUAUUGUUAUCAUGCAUUCUAGUGCAUUCAGCUGAUAGAAGGGAUGAUAGCAAGCCUACCUAGAAAAGUGCCCAUUUCUUUGGUUUAGUGGUCUCGUCUUCCAAGUGUCAGACGACCAUUGCUACUUGUUGUUUAUUUCUCAUUAUACUCGUGACGUCAUAUAUCAGAUAUUAAAAACUGGCUAAAUUAAAUUGUAAACUGAUGGCGAGUGUGUUCUGUACUGUGAUUGGUUAAUUAAUAAGCUAAUGACAUCUUUAGAAAGUGACGUCAUUAGCAAUUGGA